AUGCCCACUGGCGCAUACGCCCGCCGACAUGAAACCCAAGACAAUGAAAGUCAUCCUCCUCCCCCUUCGAAUCGAAAUACCUCCACGACAGAAGACGAAGAGCUUCGUCUAGUCCAGCUGCAAAAUGCCGUCCUGCAACGAGAUGUUACGACCGAAAAUAAUGCAAACAACACUCAUGCUGGACAUGCGGGCAAUGGGACGAGAGGACAUGCGGCGAGCACAACAACAGACGGCGCACGCAAUCCCGUCACACCAGGCACUGACUAUGCCUCGCUCCGACUCAUCACACGCAGGCAACCUCAAGACCCAGACGCCUUGCUGAACGGCAUGGACACGAGCAGCGCAGACCUGAGCUGGGCAGCGGGUCUGGACGCGCAUGGGGGUCUUGACCCGAAAGGACAACCAUGGGUGUAUCCCAAGACGAGGGGCAAGCUGGGCUCAAACCUGGACGAGUUCAGGGACGAAAUCGAGACGCGCACGAAAAAGGGCGAAGGUUGCCAGACUAUCGCUGAUGCUCUCAUCGCCAUGGGCGUCGAGACGAGCAAUCGGGCUGUUGCGAGGCAGAGGAUGAAAUGGGGUCUCCGACAGAGGGCACAGAGACGAAUGACCGAGCAAGGUCUCGCCAACAUCCGUAAGGCCCACCUCGACCACGCCCAGCGGUUGUCCAACAGUGACCCCGUCCCCGUCAAGCGAGUGCGCAUCCGCGUCCUGCGCAAGGCCGAGAUCACGCGCAUGACAAAAGAGGGCCUGUCGGCAGCACAGAUCGCAGAGAAUCUCAGCGCCCGUGGUGUCAGGCUCAAGAGGGGCGCUGCCACUGUCGAACGGUUGCGUACCGUCUGGGGCCUGACCGAGGACACGCAGCGCAGCGUCGAGAAUAUCCGCGGCACAGCUCGGAACCGGGCGGCCAAGGCUCAGAAGGAGCAGUUUGAGAGCAUCGCCCAAGAGCUGGGCGUUGUGGACGUGGAUGGCUGGGUGAGGAGCAAGAUGAGCGAGGAGGUUGCACGGGAUGCCAGGCGGGAGUAUGGGUAUAGGCUCAUGGGUGAUGCGAGGCCUAAGUCGACGAAUGACCCUGCUCUUCUGGGACGCAAUGCGCAGCAGCAGCAGCAACAGCAGCAGCACUUGAGAGCCCUCUCGGCAGAAAGAAGAAAGGCUGGAAGCUUUGGUACAAAUGUUCUCAACAAGUUACCCGGCGUGGACUUUCUACCUCACACCUUCGACCCAAUCUUCACUCCUCCUGCCCAGGACGGCAUGGCUCCAACGGGAUCAGCACAGGGCCCUUCGGCGAUGGCUCUCGCUGGAACAGAUGCACUGCAGGAGGUAAUGGAGACAUCGAGUGACGAAGCCGAGAGCGACCAAGAGGUUCUGGAUGAUGGUGAAGGGACAGAUGCUGACGAGGCUCGCGAGGACGAGCAGGACAGCCAGGUUGCGGUAGAGCGCCAGGUCGCGUCAUCCUUGGACUUAAAUGUGGAUUCCUCUACGUCGCUGCAGCCGCAAUUGUCAGCACUGCAAGUCACCACUGGCAUGACAUCCGACUCUAACUUCAGCGACAACGACUUUGAUAAGCCGUGGGAAGAUGCCGGUCAAGAAGGCCCUCCUCCACGAGAUAUAGCAGAUGAUCUCGAUCCAGCAGACGUGACGACACAAGCUCCUCCACCUGGCUUCGCUAGCCGACGUCUCGUCAACAUCGCACCGCGCCCUCCUUCUCUGCGGCCGAUUGCGCCUCGGCCGCUCGCUCCCCUGCCGAGUCUUGCUCAGCCGCAAAAGCCAGAGGCCGAAUACAUGGCGCAGUUUGGUCUCUUCCCCUACCCAACCCACGGCAAACCACCCCAGAAGUACUUGACCCCAACGGGUCUCAUCACGACAGAAGGAUACGAAUAUCUUGCUUCACCCGCAGGGCUGCCCACUCAUCCCCCAUCCGACGUGAUCAACAUCAUGCCGCCACCCCAUCCCCCUCAUCCUCCACCACCACCAAUGCCUCCACUGCCUGCCAAGGUCAGCCAGAUCCCGGCCCCUCCGCUGAUCAUGUCACCAGAAGAAGUAGAGAAGCACAAAGAGGACCUAAAAUCCAUCGAGAGGUGCCACAUGCUAAUACAGGAGUGUAUGGACCUAUUGGCUGCGCGAGCUGACAGCAGACCGCCGGAAAACAGCCUGACGGGCAUGCCACCUAGUCUGAGACAGAUUCAGGAUGCCAAGGAGAGGCUUAAGGAGGCCGCGAGUGUUCUGCUUGCAAAGCUGUGA
Messenger RNA from Cryphonectria parasitica EP155, 2238 nucleotides. RefSeq lists its product as uncharacterized. The record is from RefSeq and is a predicted model, not a curated record. Lineage: Eukaryota; Fungi; Ascomycota; Sordariomycetes; Diaporthales; Cryphonectriaceae. The coding region runs from base 1 to 2238 and encodes 745 amino acids. The transcript is spliced from 2 exons.